Ahaetulla prasina is the source of this 7632-nucleotide messenger RNA. RefSeq names its product coiled-coil domain containing 102A (gene CCDC102A). NCBI's taxonomy places the organism in Eukaryota, Metazoa, Chordata, Lepidosauria, Squamata, Colubridae. Gene Ontology annotation, cellular component: myosin complex. The transcript has 9 exons. The record is from RefSeq and is a predicted model, not a curated record. The coding region runs from base 1386 to 3053 and encodes 555 amino acids.
GUCUACCACCAUUUCUACAGUUUUGAGUGUAUUCAGUUCCAGAUUGUUCUGGUCGCACCACGAGGCUAGUUGUUCAACCUCCCGUCUGUAUGCGGGUUCAUCAUUGUCUCAAAUGAGACUGAUCACUGUUGUGUCAUCUGUGAACUUCAGUAAUUAACAGAUGGGUCAUUAGAGAUGCAGUCAUUGGUAUACAGAGAGAAGAGAAGUGGGGAGAGCACACAGCCUUGGGGGGCCCCUGUGCUAAUUGUACAGGUAUCUGAUGUGAUUCUGCUUAGCUUCACCUGCUGCUUCCUGUUUGUUAGGAAGCUUAUGAUCCACCUACAAGUAUGUUCCGGUACCUGUAGCUGGUUUAGCUUAGUUAGAAGAGUGUCUGGAAUGAUGGUAUUGAAUGCUGAACUAAAGUCUACAAAGAGGACCCUUGCGUAGGUCUUUGGAGAUUCAAGAUGUUGUAGGAUGUAAGCAGAACCUGUCACAUAUUCAUUUUGCCCUGUGCAACUUUGGGCUCAGGCUGGAAGUUAGGAAUUUCACUCCAGGUUCAAAUUGGGAAAGGGAAGGUGGGCGGUGGGGGUAGAAAAUUGUUGAGAAAGGGCCAGGCAGCUCCUAACACCAUCCAUAAGAGAAGUGGUCAAGUAGGAUGUUGAAGAUCGGUGAUUGGGGGCUCUCUGGUAUCCAUUUGUCCAAGUAUUUUCCUAUUUACAAGGCAUUUGCCUAUAGCGACUUAACCAUAUGGAGAGCAGUCGGAUUUUUGGCUGCCCUCAGCCAAGCAAGAGGCAGCCAAAGAAUUUGGGGAGAAGUGCCUAGAAAAGUCUCUCCAGAUUUUUUGAGCCUCUGUGGGUGGAAAUAAGACACAAGACAGGCAUCCUAGGAGGGACAGCAAAGGGGCCUUGAAGCAGCCAUCAAAACCGAGAGCGUGAGAAAGAGAGGAGGGAGGGCAGGCAGAGACCUAGCCCCUCCCCUGGCUGGCAGCCAGUCCUCCUCUGGAGCCGUUGAGCAGGCAGCCUCCGCACAUGUGAGCAGCAACCCUGGUGAAAAGAUGAACUAGGAUGUUGUGUAGCGUCCAAUUGCAAGUCCCAGGUGAAGGGUAGGCUUCUGCAUUCUCCAGUUGCCAUGAUAACUGUGAUCUGUUAAGACCAACCGCUGGAAGGAAGCCUGGAGCACCAGACCAUCCUGAGACAUCCAGAAAGUGUCUCCUUCCUUGAACUUGCAAGAUCUCCAGUCUUCUAACUUCUGCUUUCCCACCCAGGGGAAUUCUGGAAAGAAGGCCUCUGACAUGUGAGGAGUUCCCUGAGAGAUUCCUUGGAGCAAACCACUGAGGACCUCAUGGCAGUGUGGUCACCUUCACCACCCACCUGUUGACAGGAGAUGUUUCUACCACCUGUAGCAAAAUGAGCCACGGUGCCAAUUCUCACCUGGUUGAUUCUCCUCGGCUCUCCAAAAGGAGCUUACUCAGCAUCCUCGGGAGCCCGCAGCCUGAAAGGAUGAGCUUGUCGGACUCUAUGUCUCCUACCCCGAAGAGUGGCACUCCUUCCCCUGGCCCCCCGCAGCUCCCCCUGUUGAAUUCCACCUGUCACGACAGUGACUGGGAGAGCCGGGAAGAGUUGCGCCUGCGAGAGCUUGAAGAAGCCCGGGCCCGAGCCGCCCAGAUGGAGAAGACCAUGCGUUGGUGGUCCGACUGCACCGCCAACUGGCGGGAGAAGUGGAGCAAGGUCCGUGCGGAGCGUAACAAGGCCCGGGAGGAGGUGCGCCAGCUGCGUCAGAAGCUGGAGACCUUGAGCAAGGAACUGACUGGUCUAAAGCGGGAAAAGCAAGAGGCCCUCAACGAGAACCAGCAGCUGGGCAAGGAAGUCGCCCGUCUGAAAGGAGAAGAGAAGGAAGAAGAGAAGGAGAAAGAGAUGGACAACCGCAUUGUCUCCGAGAAGGAGAGCGAGGCCUCCCCGGAACAGGAGCCGGUGCGAGACGUGGGCUCUGAGAAGGAGGUGAAAAAUAAGUCCCUGCAGGAGUUUGAGCUGAUGGAGAACUUCCUGAAGAACAAGCAAGAAGAAGGUGAAUGCUGGGACCAACGGAGCUCAAUUAGCAUCCGUUCAUCCUUCACUCGUCAAGAGAGGAAUCGACUGUUUUGGGAAGACGUUUCGGUCAUUGAGGAGGAUGCCACCAAGAUCACUGCCCUGAAGCUACGACUGGAUGAGUCUCAGAAAGUGCUCCUCAAAGAAAGGGAGGACAAGCUGUCCCUCAGCAAGAACAUUGAGAAGCUGGAAGGUGAACUGAGCCAAUGGAAGAUCAAGUAUGAGGAGCUGAACAAGAAUAAGCAGGAGGUGCUAAAGCAGCUGAACAUUCUCAAGGAGAUUCACCAGGAUGAGCUGGGACGCAUCUCUGAGGACCUAGAAGACGAAUUGGGGGCUCGCUCAAGUAUGGACAAGAAAUUGGUGGAGUUACGGUCAGAGAUGGAGCGUCUCCAGGCCGAGAACGCAGCCGAAUGGGGCAAGCGAGAACGGCUGGAAACAGAGAAGCUGAAUCUAGAACGGGAGAAUAAGAAGCUGAAGGCCCAGAUCGAAGAUCUGGAGGAGAUCCUGGCUCGGAAACGGAGGCAAACCACUUGCGCUCUUGACACGGAUUUCAAGACCAUCCAAGUGGAGCUGUUUGAGAAGAAUAAGGAGUUGGCUGACCUGAAGCACGUCCAUGCCAAACUGAAGAAGCAGCACCAGGAGAAGAUGUCCGAACUGGGCCACACGAUCCGGCGAGUGGAGCAGCAUGAGGCAGAAGUGAAGAAGUUGCGGUUGCGGGUAGAGGAACUGAAGAAGGAGCUGGCUCAAGCGGAGGAUGAGCUCGAUGAGGCUCAUAACCAGGCCCGCAAAUUGCAGAGGUCGCUGGAUGAGCAGACGGAACAGAGUGAAAAUCUCCAAGUCCAGCUGGAACACCUGCAAUCCAGACUUCGCCGGCAGCAGAACCUCCCUCUUUUUGGGAAAAUGCGUGGGUCACGCUUUGGUCCAGAAGAGCCCGCAGAUUGUACCAGCGACUUGGAUGAAGACGAAGAUUUGAAAAUCCAAGUUCCGUAGCAGCUGGUUGUCCAAGUCUGGAAGGUUGCAUCUAAAAGGUCAGGAAGUUGCUGAGCUGAGGCUCUUGGACAAGAUAGUUGCUUGUCCCACCUUAGAGCCUCUUUUUUCACCUGACUUGAAAGAUGAUCAAAGAGCUCUAGACAGAUAACGUCAUCAGAAGAUUUGUGGAGAAGUUCUGAGAAACUUUCUUGAAAGUCAUACCCCCGUUUCUCCUUUUUCUUCUCCUAGUUCAGCCUCAAUCCAUCAAACGCCACAGAGACUAACAAGAGCAAAAUACUAUAAGCUUCACAUAACCCAAAGCAGUGAGAACCAUCUCCUCCUGGCAUGGAGAGAACGUGUUUAACCACACCUCUACAGCCUUAAUUUCUCUCCCAUUGAAACUUUCUGCAAAUGCUACUUUCCUUGAACUUUCCAGUUCUUCAGAUCCAUGAUUUGGGGAUGAGCUCACCUGAAACAGCAGGCCAAGGAGGGAACCAAAAUUUGGGUGAGAACAAGUCAGGUUCUCUGUUACCAGAGAUCCCACUGAGUCCAUCACCUCUUCCCCCAAACCAAUCAGUCCAGGAUCUUCUGACAUACCCGUCCCUCCAUAUCUCAUGAGGUCUGAAGAGAAGGCAACGGAGGCACCAGAAAAUCUGAGAGGUGGAUUUUUCUAUCAUGUUAGCCUACCUUUAAUUCCUGCCUGUCUACAGGAGAAAAGUUAAGUGAAUUCUUGAUAUGCUAUGUCUCAAAGAUGCUUCUUUUCAAAAGGCAAAUUGACUUUUUUUGAGGAAGAAGAAGACAUUUUGCUUCUCAUCCAAGAAGCUUCAUCAGUUGUGUGAUGAUGAAGUCAUCAAACAGAUAAAGCUUCUUGGAUGAGACACAAAACUACUACUACUACUACUAUUACUACUACUUCUUCUCCUCCUCCUCCUCCUCCUAAAAAAAAGCAGUUCACUUCUGAGACAACUAUGACCUGGAUGACUGAGAAUCUCCAUAGACAUUGAUAUGCUAUGAUUAACCAUCUGCUUUGUGCCAAAAGAUCUAAAACAUCAAUUUGUGAGGGAAGGAGCAACGGCAUAUCAAUUUCUUUCCCAGCUGAUGCUUCUCCAGUCAUUAGUUUUUUAAGAGCCUCCAGUAUUAAACCAUGAUUAUGUAGCUUUCUCUUAACAGGCUGCUGUCUAGGCGAUCUUGUCUUCCUCCUUCUGUUCCUCCUCCCCAUUUAUUUUAAAUCAACACGAGUCCUUAAAAUGAGGAGAAAGCCACAAGAGCAGCUCUCUUGGGCUUUGGUCCAUAGGAUCCAUUCCUGGAUCUUCAGUAGAUUUUUUGGUUUUUUUGAUACCUUUUUUGAUGCCACUCUCCGUCAGGAGUGUUGGGUCUCUUGGCCACAGCACUUCUAUUAUACAUUCUCUCGCAUUUAGCAGCUGCUCAACAGAUGGAUUACUAGACAUCGUAGACCUUGGACCUACAUUACUGCUACAAAGUGUGUGUCUUAUUGUGGUGCUUGCCGAAGGAAGAUGUUUAUCAUUUUUCUUCAGCCAUCAGAGUGGCUGAAUUCUCAAGAGUUCUCAUCCCACUGGUGGGGGUUUAGCAUUCUACUUGAACAUAUGCCUUAUUCACAGUUUGCACUGUGCAAUCAUGGUUUCAAAUUCCGAUCAUCUACAGUUGGUUGGAUUCACGUAGGCUAAGCCAAUAUUAAACCUCACUAUAGUUUGACAUAUUGGAUGGAGCCAGCCCUUGUAUGGGGGGAGGGGGUGUCUCUUGCUAAUUGGAGGGUCUGCAUAUCAGGGGUGUCCAACCUUGACAACUUUAAGACCUGUGGACCUCAACUUCCAGAAUUCUGGCUGGGCAAUUCUGGGAGUUGAAGUUCAGAAGUCUUAAAGUUGCCAAGGUUGGACAUCCCUGGUCUAUAGUAAAGGCCAAGAGUCAGUCCUUUUCAAUCCUAGGAAGAAGACAAUGGUAAAGACACCUUUGAAAAGAUUGUCUGCAAAUUUCCAUCCAAGCAAUUGCCCACUGACAGGCUUGACCAAAAGGAUUAAAAUGAUUCUCAUUUCAACUCCUCAUCCUGAUUCAACAAGUUUCAUCUUCUUCUUUAUCAAUGUGGGGUGUACUUUACAUCUCAUGUUUUAAUGUCCAGCUCCUCCUGGAGUGGUUCCUCUAGAACAGGGGUCAGCAACCUUAAACACUCAAAGAGCCACAAAGGUCCUAACUGGAAGCCCCCAGUUCAAUUCUGGAGCCAACCAGAAGUCCAGUUGCCCCACCAUAGACUCUCCUCCUAGCGUGGUGUCCUUUUUCCUCUACCUGUCCUAACUGAAAGCUCUUAUCAAUUGUGGAGCUGACCGGUGACAGGGAGCUGCAGCAGAGGGAUGAAAGAACCACAUGCAGCUCUAGAGCCACCAGUUGCCGACCCCUGCUCUAGAAAAACCUCAAAGUUGGGGACUGCAGCUCCCAAAAUUCCUCAGAACACUUUCAGAAUUGGGAAUUUGCUUUGGGAAUUCUGGAGGACUAACUUCCAAAUACACCUCGAAGAUCCCUUUGGAGGGUUGGUGUUCUAGAGGCCAAGACAUUGUUUUGCCCACAGGACUCAAUCAUGCCGAUUAAACAUGCCUAACAGCUUUGCAAGGUGCCUUCCUGACACAAAAAGCUUGAUGCAAAAUCUGGAGCUCCAACUGGCUGAGCAGGACAAACUCACAAAUGGGGCAGAUCCACUUGAUAGUUUAACCUCAAAAGUGAGGAAGCUCUCAUGGGGUAUCAUUUUGCAGGAUCACAAAGUAAAUAAACAAUUUGAUCACCAGCAAAAUGCUACCUAUGUACGUUUUUGAUCCACAUAAAUUUCAAAUGAAAGCUGAAGAACAUUUCCAAGAAAGUGGAGCUCUUGUUAGAAUGAUUGCUUAAUAUCACUGUCCCUACCCAGUUCCACUCCUACCUAUUUUUCCUUCUCCCAUACUUCCUGGUUUUCCCAAAGAAUUCCAGGUCCUUUGCAUCUGCAAGUUCAUUUCUUGAAAACUGGAGAACUAAAUAACUAGUUGGGAAGUACAUGACAACACUCAUGAUUUGCUCUGCUUCAAUUGUACUAUUUAGAACAGUGUUUUUCAACCUUGGCCAGUGGAAGAUGUGUGGACUUCAACUUCCAGAAUUCCCCAGCCAGCUCAGCUGGCUGAGGAAUUCUGGGAGUUGAAGUCCACACAUCUUCCACUGGCCAAGGUUGAGAAACACCGAUUUAGAGAGCUGGGAAUCCUUGUUGCAAUACAAUAUAGGUUUGUUUGGUACUGAACACACAAAAUCUUAUUUGUUGCUGAUCUGGUGCUCUUUCCAAAGCUGUGAAGAGAUGUUGAGUGAAACUCCAGGACAUGAAGGUCUCCCACAGGUACCAUUGACUUCACAAGCAAAGAAAUUGUUUGUUCAACUUUGUUUUUUUUUAAUAAAACAAGAAUUUAUAUUAAAUGAGUUGGGUGGAUUUGAUCACAGAGAGAGAAGGGGCAUACAGUGCAUUUAAUGACCGUUCAAAGUGCACCAAAAAAUCUUUUUCACACUUAUGACCUCUGUAGCAUCUCCAGGUCAUGUGAUCAAAAUUCAGAUGCUUCACAACUGACUCAAAUUUAUGACAGUUGUGUUGUCCCAGGGUCCCGUGAUCCUCUUUUGCAACCUUCUGACAAGCAAAGUCAAUGGGAAAACCAAAUUCACUUAACAACCAUAUUCCUAACUUAAUAACCAAUCAGACCACAGCCCUGUUAUUCCUUCUCCUCCUCAACCCCACUGCCUUCUAGCACUGAUGGUGUUUCCUAGUUUGGUAAUGAAACGUCUGCAAGACAACAACCAAGGUCAGAGAGUACCAAGGACAGCACAGUCCUUUUCCUCCUUCUGCUCCUCCUGAUGAUGUUACCUAGUUUGGGUAAUGAAACAUCUGUGAGAAAACAACCAAGCUCAGAGACCACCAAGGAUCCUUCACUUUGCUUUAUCCUUGGCCGGUGGGCUGUCUUGCCCUAACUGUGUUUGACAGGAAGGUUUCUUUUUGUUACUGUCCAGCGGGAUUUUCAGCGGGAAGGGAGAGGGCUCAUUGGAGGAGACUUCCAAUGAUGGAUUUUGGGGGGAGGGGGGGACCAAAAAUUCCACUUGAUGGUCUCUCGAUCGAUAUUCUGACAACCUCAGAUUCUUCCUUCCUUUCUCCCCGGUUUUAUUUAUGCGUAGGCACACACACACAGGCGUGUGCCUUUCAAAGGAUCCUCUCCGGGAGUUUCCCCAUGAAUAAAAGAUGGAGCCUUGCAAUUACCAGCUCAUGGAGGCUUCCUCGGCUUGACAGCUAAUAUGGCUUUUGGAGAGGAGCCCAAAACAACGGUUAAAAAUUAAGCAAUAAGGGCCUGUGAUAAUAGUUCUAUAGCAAGCCUGGAGUUUGUGUUUCCACCGUGGCAGAGUGAGUGUGAGCUCACUUCCUCCCCGCACUGAGAUGCAGGGGCAUGCAAGGGCUCUUGGAAAUGGUUUCCAGGGAAACCAUGGGCAACCUUUUGGGAUAUGGACCGCCCUUGCAAAGAGGGAAUGCGUUAAAAAGGUGGGAAGAUGCUUGUAGACUGUAUGUCUAAAGCAGUGGUAGAAUGCAAGUUUUUUU